AUGGCGCUGGAAGUACAACCGCCCGACGGUCGCAAACGAGUGAAGGUUUAUGAACUGAAAGAUAAUGAUUGGUUUGACCGAGGAACUGGCUUCUGCACAGGUCAGAUCUUAGGAGAGGAGCCUCGCAUAUUUGUCGAAUCCGAAGACCUACCCAAUCGCGUCCUACUCGAAACGCGAAUCACCAAGGAUGAUGGCUACCAAAAACAACAGGAGACCUUGAUAGUUUGGACGGAGCAAAAUGGCACGGAUAUGGCACUGAGUUUCCAAGAGGCGGAAGGUUGUGCAGUCAUUUGGGACUUUGUCAAUGCUGUCCAACAACAUCUCUUGAGUCUCACUUCAGCUGAUGACGCCCUGUCCGACGACCUCGAUAGCUAUCAAUCCAUCGUAUUACCGGCCCCCGAACUUGGAAACCUCCCCGAAAUCGAACAGAUUGUACGAGCUGCGAGCAUGACACAAGGCGGUCGAGAUGCGCUAUCCAAGUACAUCAUUCGCGACGAGUACAUCGCCAAAUUGGUACCGCUAGUGACAAUGGCUGAGGAUUUGGAGAGCUUGAUCGAUUUGCAUCGUUUGUGCAACAUCAUGAAAUCUCUCAUUUUGCUCAAUGACAACACCAUCAUCGAAACCGUCGUCGCCGAUCAUGUCAUCCUUGGAGUGGUUGGGGCUCUAGAAUAUGACCCUGAAUUCCCCACACAUAAGGCAAACCACCGACAAUACCUCGCAGACAAAUCACGAUACAAGGAAGUCGUCCCGAUCAAGGACCCGCUCAUUCGCCGCAAGAUUCGGAGUACAUGGAGACUGCAAUAUCUGAAAGAUGUGGUUCUGGCUCGGAUUCUGGACGACCCGACAUUUUCGGUGCUCAAUUCUCUCAUAUUCUUCAAUCAAAUGGAGAUUGUGAAUCAUAUCCAAGCAAAUGGGCCCUUCCUCCGAGACUUAUUCCACGUUUUCGACCCAAGAAAUCCAGACCAGAGACGCAAGGAUGAUGCCGUGCAGUUUCUUCACCAGUGUGCUGGCAUUGCGAAGAACUUGCAGGCACCGUCGCGGGCUCAAUUAUUCGCCAAUUUUAUUAGCCAUGGCUUGUUUGCUGUGAUAGCAUUUGCCGUCAAGCAUUUGAAUCCAGCCAUGCGCACGACUGGCAUUGAUAUCUUAGUGGCUCUGUUGGAUCACGACCCAGUCAUGAUGAGAGGUUAUAUGCUUAAGGCUGUCAACGAGAAAAAGACACCACUCACAGAUACCUUGAUCGAUCUUCUUCAUGUGGAGACCGACCUUGGUGUCAAAAACCAAAUUGCUGAUGCUAUCAAGGUUCUCCUUGAUCCUCAGAUUCCUAUGCAGGACCCGCUUGGUCGGGCUGGACCCGAUUACUUCAAAGUUCGCACCAACCUUCUCUCUGAUGCAUUUGUCCAGCAACAUUUCGAUGAGUCUUCAAAACGACUUUUCCAACCGCUUAAACAGCUUGCAAAUCGCACCACCCUUAAUGAUUUGACAUUCCAAGAGGUCACUCUCUACUCGCAUCUUGUUGAUAUCCUCACCUUCUUCGUCCGCCAGCACCUCUUCCGCACACGUAACUCUAUCCAGAGUGAAUCUCUCGCGCCUCGUGUUGCACAGCUUCUGCGGGUACCCCAGAAACACCUCAAACUAGUCGCGCUCAAAUUCUUCCGCACCUUGAUUAGCCUCCAAGAUACCUUCUACCAAGCUCUCAUGACACACAAUAACACUUUUGAGUUGAUUCUCGACAUCGUCUACGAGACAAUGCCUCGCGACAACCUGCUCAACUCGGCCUGUCUUGAACUUUUUGAGUUUAUCAAGCGGGAAAACAUCAAGCCUUUCAUCCUCCAUGUGGUUGAAAAAUAUCGCGAGAAGCUCGAGAACAUCAUUUAUGUUGAUACCUUCCAGAGUCUGAUUCUUCGAUAUGACCAGAUGCAGGGAUACGGAGCGGAGGCCGACGCGACACUAUUCAGUCAGGAUGACAGUACCGCCCCGCGGAGAAUUCCCCUCAGUGGCCAGCGCUGGCAGGGUGCAAGGGAGAUGGACCCCGCAGAAGAGGAUUAUUUCAACACGUCCGACGACGAAGAUGAGAUAAAGUGGACACAGGACCGUGUGGCUACUACGGAUGAACCUUCAAGCGAAGCCGUCUCUGCGGUUGUCAAACCAUUGGUUGACUACCCAGAUGACGACGACGAGGACAUCAUGGACACCAAACCCGAAGGGGCAGAACAACAGCCAGUCGGCAGCCCAACCGAGACUUCCACCGAGGUUCCUGCAUCAUCAUCACCACCCACCCAAACCCCCCCGGAGCGACUUGCAGAGAAACGUCGCCGCGAGGAAGAAGACGAUGACGAGCUUAGCAAGCUUACUGCGGGACCCAAACGAAGAAGUUCAACUAGUAGCAAUUCUAGUGCUUUUAUCAUGAAUCGGAAAAAGAGCUUGUCUGCCGGCUCACUGGCAGAUAAGAAUGCCUCACCGGGUGUAUUAAACAGGGUCACCAGCGCCGCGCCUAAGAGAAUCGCCAUCAACAUUGGAUCAACGGCCAAACCGCCCAUUUCAGAAACCGACACGAUUCGCACGGAGGUGACGAGCGAGAGUUACGAGAAGGAGAAUCGCGACGACAGUCAAGGUAACGAGGGUGGAUGA
Molecule: messenger RNA, 2628 nt
Organism: Penicillium expansum
Lineage: Eukaryota; Fungi; Ascomycota; Eurotiomycetes; Eurotiales; Aspergillaceae
Product: SMEK family protein
Exons: 9
Coding region: 1-2628 (875 amino acids)
Biological process (GO): DNA damage response; protein dephosphorylation
Cellular component (GO): protein phosphatase 4 complex; nucleoplasm
Molecular function (GO): protein phosphatase activator activity
Source: RefSeq, a predicted model, not a curated record